This is a messenger RNA of Nematocida major, 243 nucleotides long. Its product is annotated as tubulin-specific chaperone A. Gene Ontology annotation, molecular function: beta-tubulin binding. The record is from RefSeq and is a predicted model, not a curated record. The coding region runs from base 1 to 243 and encodes 80 amino acids. Gene Ontology annotation, biological process: tubulin complex assembly; post-chaperonin tubulin folding pathway. Lineage: Eukaryota; Fungi; Microsporidia. The transcript has a single exon.
AUGGAGCGUGCACUCAAAAUAAAGGAGCAGUCUGUAAAAAGGCUGAAGAAGGAUCUUGAAAUGUACGAGCAGGAGCUGCUGCAGCAGAGCAAAGAGGAGGCCGAGGCGCAGAAACAAGAGGACAACAAAUACACGCUAAGGUCAAUCUUAGAAAGGCGCGAGGAGACACAGAAGGUCAUCAAGAGCACAGAGGAGAUUCUAAAAAAGACGUUGAAGGAGCUGGAGGCACUGUCAUCAGAAUAG